Molecule: messenger RNA, 303 nt
Organism: Plasmodium coatneyi
Lineage: Eukaryota; Apicomplexa; Aconoidasida; Haemosporida; Plasmodiidae
Exons: 3
Coding region: 1-303 (100 amino acids)
Biological process (GO): microtubule-based movement
Cellular component (GO): cytoplasmic dynein complex; cytoplasm
Molecular function (GO): dynein intermediate chain binding
Source: RefSeq, a predicted model, not a curated record
AUGAGCGAGGCGGAAGAAAUCCUAAACCGGAUAAAGAAUCACAAGGGGGUCGUAGGCAUCCUGGUAGUGAACAGUGAGGGGCUAAUUAUAAAAAGUACCUUCGAUCAGCAACAGUCCGAUCUGCACGCGUCCCUGCUGACGCAGCUUUCGAAUAAGGCUCGGGAUGUCAUUCGGGAGUUGGAUCCACAGAACGAUAUAAACUUCCUGCGCCUGCGGUCGAAGAAGCACGAAAUAAUGAUCGCCCCGGAUAAGGACUUCACGUUGGUGGUUGUUCAGGAUCCGUACGCCGACCGGGAGAAGUAG